Molecule: messenger RNA, 470 nt
Organism: Paramecium tetraurelia
Lineage: Eukaryota; Ciliophora; Oligohymenophorea; Peniculida; Parameciidae
Exons: 3
Source: RefSeq, a predicted model, not a curated record
AUGAGCAAUGCAUUUAAAUAGGCUGGAAACACUCUCUCAAAGGGUAAUGAUUUAGGAUAGACUGGACAGAGCUUCGCAGGAUCUCAGAAUCCAGCAUCGUUGAAAGGGAAACUAAUGAGUUUAGAAGAGACAAUCAAAGGCAUUUAAGAUGAGAUGAACUUUCAUAAGAAAGAAGUCUAGAUCUUAAAAUCUGAGAAGGACACACUUGAAUCAGUUUUAAGUAUGAAAACCUAAGAUGUCAAAAAAACAUUAACUAAUGAAUUAAUGAGAAUUGAGGAGGAAAUGAAACGACAUUUCGCCCAUCAAAAAGCAGAGAAUUCUAGAUUAUAAUAAUAAAUUACUGCUCUAAAAGGAGAAAAAACUGCUCUUCAAUAAUAACUACUUGGGCUUUAAAGAAGAAUCGCAGAACUAGAACUCCAAGUGGGAUAAGAGUAGGCAUGAUUAUUUGUCAUUAUCAUAAUAUAUACAUU